Messenger RNA from Funneliformis geosporum, 1506 nucleotides. The record is from the annotation of a GenBank genome assembly. Lineage: Eukaryota; Fungi; Glomeromycota; Glomeromycetes; Glomerales; Glomeraceae.
AUGGAAAACAAAACGAUAAAUAAUUCAGAGUUUAGAAAAGUUCCGGCCAUUGAAAUUUCAGAGUCGCCGGGACCGACGGGUAACCAUGUGGAAAAAAGGAAUGAAUGGAAAAGAUUUAAUAAAUCAAGGCAAAGGCGAUCGAGGAGUAUUGGAGGACUUUAUGUUGAUGAUUCAGCUAGUGAAGGUGGUUCUACUGACGAUGAUCGACUUGUUUCUCCUAGUAUAUUAAGAAAGACUAACGUGAAGAAAGAAGGCUUUGAUGAUUUUGUAAAGAGACGGCGUAAUUUGUUAGAAAGGCAGCGUUCCACUGUUUCAUUAUACACUUCGCCUGUUCUUGUGAUAACUUACUUCUUGGCGUAUUUGAUUCAGCAAGUCAAAUCAGCUGUGGAAUAUGCACAAUUAAGAAAAUGGGUUAUAACAUCCAUACCUUUAUUAGGAAUCUUGAUUCAAUUUGCAUUAUUGAUAGAUGGAGAACAUCAAAAUGUGAUAUAUCAAGUUCAAUCUUAUAUCUUUUGGUAUUGUUACUGGAUUGGUUUGGGAAUCGCUUCUUCAAUAGGCCUUGGCACUGGUCUACACACAUUUGUAUUGUUUUUAGGCCCUCAUAUUGCAGAAGUAACUUGGGCUGCUUAUAAGUGUGGGAACCUGGAUUUUGAAACUUUUGGUCCUCAUAGAUUUCGAUGCAUGCCUUCCGUACCAACCUCUUUUGCAGUAUCAUUAUGGAGCAUAUUUCAUAAAGUUCAAUGGGAAUCUUUUCUUUGGGGAUUUGGUACCGCACUGGGUGAAUUACCGCCAUACUUCGUAGCAAGAGCAGCUGCUUUAUCAGGUAGUCGUAGUGAUGAAUUAGAGCAGAUUGACACUUUAAUGGCUCAAAAUCCUGAUAGUAUAUCACAUAAGGAAAAAGUUCUUAUAUGGGUUCAUCGGAUUAUGCAAAGAUUGGGAUUUUUUGGAAUAUUUAUCUUCGCUUCAAUUCCAAAUCCUUUAUUCGAUCUUGCAGGCAUAAUUUGUGGGCAAUUUUUGGUCCCAUUUUCAACAUUUUUUGGGGCAACAUUCUUAGGAAAAGCCGUAGUAAAAUCUUCUAUUCAGACUAUUUUUGUAAUUUUAUUAUUUUCUCAAGAUAUGAUUAACACUAUCUUAGACCUUACACAAAAUUACUUACCAACUAUACAUGACAAACUCGAAAGUGUCGUUCAGAAGCAAACUAAAAUACUAAGACGUGAAGAGGGUGAAGUUGCUCCUGAAAUUAGUCCGGGUAGUCCAAGUUAUAUAUCUAUCGCCUGGAAUGUACUUUUUAAUAUAAUGUUGGCGUAUUUUGCAUUAACAGUAAUUGAAACCUUGGCUAUUGCGCAUCUUAAACGAGUUCAUGAUCAAGAAAUCGAAGACUUGGAAAGGAAGGCAAAAGAAAAGGCAGGAAAUGAUGUAGAAGUAGAAUCUCCCAUGUCGAGAAGCGUCAUUGAAGGAGAUCUUAAACGAGAUAAAGAUUUGGGUAGAGGUUAUUCAAGUAGUUAA